This is a messenger RNA of Megachile rotundata (alfalfa leafcutting bee), 2773 nucleotides long. RefSeq names its product E3 ubiquitin-protein ligase RNF10. The record is from RefSeq and is a predicted model, not a curated record. NCBI's taxonomy places the organism in Eukaryota, Metazoa, Arthropoda, Insecta, Hymenoptera, Megachilidae. Gene Ontology annotation, molecular function: metal ion binding; transcription cis-regulatory region binding. Gene Ontology annotation, biological process: positive regulation of transcription by RNA polymerase II.
GCUGUGUGUUACUUCCGCUUGCGCAAGUCAUUAGUUCGUCGCCAUUAUAGCGACGAGAUCGCGACCGCUUUGGCCGCAGAGCCAGGAACCGAGGGUAAUCGUCGUUUACGGCGAAAAGGGAGCCAGAGCUUUUGCUCUGCUGCAGAAAUAUCCGUGGUCAACGUUCUACUGUAACAUCGGCCGUAGAUCAUCGACAGUUCGAGGAUCUUUUUUUCGAUCUUUGACGAUAACGAAACAUGGCUUAUUGAAGAAGAUGAAGGGCCUGCAGAAAUUCAUUGUUUCUCCAUACGGAGGAAACCGUAGCCUCAACCACUCUGGAAAUCAGCACGAGCGUAUUCGUGCCAGAAAUGGAAAAAAACGCGAAAUUUCAGCAGUCCUCCUCGAAGGGGGGUCCUGCUGAUGCUAAGAAAACUCAAGAUGUUACAAACAACAAACUUUUUCCAAGGACCUCGCGACGACGUGAACCAACUGGUGGUAGCAGUUACUCGAAAUUUGAACAACCAAAGAAGUGCAAUGUACAGAAAGGAAAAAGUUUUGAUAAGAGACCAAAACCUAAAGGACAAUAUCAUGGCGGUUCAAAGGAGGAUACCAAGGUAGUUGAAACGUAUUUGGCUGAGCCAGGCUCAGUAGUGGUCCAAGGAAGUAAAAAGCAGAACUUGAAUUAUCUGCUGAAUUUUCAUUAUGAGACACGUGAGAUGCAAAGUGGUUCAGGUGGAUGGAGUCAUGGAAAAUCAGUGAAGGGUUACUCUCGCAACAGUAACAGAUGGCUUCCACCAGUACAGCGACAUAAAUACAAUAAAGAACAAUUUUUACAAGCCAGCUGCCAGUUUGUUGUAACUGCAAAUGGGAAUUACUCAUUAUACUUAACCGAUCCUGACAUACUAGUUGACUGGAAACUAGUUGAACAAAUUAAAAUUCAUAGUCCUGAGAACUUAUCAUGCCCAAUAUGUUUGUACGCACCGGUCGCAGGAAAAAUGACGCGUUGCGGUCAUGUUUAUUGUUGGUCUUGUAUUCUUCAUUAUUUAUCGCUUUCUGAUAAAUCCUGGCGUAAAUGUCCAAUUUGUUACGAGUCUAUUCAAAAAUCUGAUUUAAAAAGUGUCACGGAAGUCGCUCAAAGUACAUUAAAUUUAGGCGAUACUGUUACUUUACGAUUGAUGCGCCGCGAAAAAGGUUCAUUGCUCGCAGUGCCCGUUGGAUCAGUAACUCAAAGUCCAACAAAUUUUUUCCCACUUUCAGAAGCUAUUAGCAGUCAGGUGUACUCCAAACUACUUAUUGCAAACAGUGAAGAUGUUAUGAACAUCAUCGAAUGUGAACGCGCUCAAUUGAAAAUCGAGCUGCUUAAUUAUCCUGAUUCGCCGGAGAAUUGUUAUAUCGAACAAGCCCUUGAAGAACUCUCAAAAAGAGAAGAAGAAUUACUGCAAAGGGUGAAACUGGAACCGGAGGUUGUUUCCACGGAUAUAAGUAUAACUGAGCAAACAGAGGGCAAUGAUAUUGAAAAACCACAGAUGUGUCAAUUGAAAUCACCCAGUUCUGAUGAAACGAAUAAUUCGACAACAAAAGAUGUGACAACUGCAGUUGAAGAAACACCAAAAAUUGCAGAGAGUCUGAACAGUGUUCAAUCUACGUCCGGGAUACAAAAGUUCUUUUAUUUCUAUCAAGCGGAGGAUGGGCAACACUUAUACUUACACGCGAUGAACGUAAAGAUGCUAGAAAUGCAAUACGGAAGUCUGGAGAAUUCUCCUCACGUAAUAACGGGCAAACUUUUAGAAAAAGAAGCGGGAAGUCUAACGGAAGAUCUAAGACGCAGACUGAGAUAUUUAUGUCAUCUGCCAAUAACUUGCCAGUUUGAAGUAGCUGAAAUUGAAUUGAAACCACCGGUUGUGUCAGAACAAGUUCUAGCUUCAUUUCAAGAUCAAUUAGCAUUAAGACAUAAACGCAGACAACAACGAGAACGCGAGGAAAGAAAGAGGGAAAGAAAAAUCACCGAAGAAGAAAAUAAACGGAUGGGAAAAUACCCAACACCCAUCGUGCGCAUUGAUUCUCAGCGACAUUUUCCUCAGUGGCAACCGGAAUUAUUGUUCUCAGAGGAAGGUGUUCCAACGCCACCAGAAUCUACAACAGUUUCGAGCGUUGCUAGUAGUCCAUCUUCAAGCACGUUCGACGAAAUUGUUUCAUCCAAACAAACUAAUAAUACCAGUCACGAACAGGGACCAUCGUUUGCAGAGAUGUUACGAAAUACCGGAACACGUACAAAGUCGCAUACUGUAUGGCCAUCAGUUAACUCUUCACGCGGGAAAUCAAAUUCAAAUACGGUUGUUCAGUCGUGCUCAAGAGACAUCGAGGACGAAGAUUACAUUUCGGCACCGUCGUACAGUCGAAGUUUUGGUGAUGCUUUAGCAGCUGCUUUGGAACAAACAAAACUGGAAGCAAAGAAUGGAGGAGGUGGGAAGAAGAAGAAGAAGAAAGGAAAAACAACCGUAUUAUUUGCAAAUACUAUGUCGCAUACGUCUUAAUUUUUUUUUCCUAAUAAGGCUUGCACUUUAUGUUCUUAUUUCCGAGUUUCGCGCAAUUCAGUUGUUUAUCACAUAUUACAUUUUACUUUAUUUCAGAUAUAUGUUAGAAAAUUUGUCAAGUCCUAGUACAAAUCGUAAUAUAUAAUGGUAUCUUAUGAAGCUAUCGAAUUUUUAUCAUUGUAUUACGAAUUACUCGAUAAUUAUUUUCUGUAGCAUUCGGGCAUGUUGUGCUUGCAAAUAAAAUUUAAUUUCAUGAAAAA